Carlito syrichta (Philippine tarsier) is the source of this 3042-nucleotide messenger RNA. It is a transcript of the gene ULK4, whose product is annotated as unc-51 like kinase 4. Bases 61 to 3042 code for a protein of 993 amino acids. The transcript is spliced from 28 exons. NCBI's taxonomy places the organism in Eukaryota, Metazoa, Chordata, Mammalia, Primates, Tarsiidae. The record is from RefSeq and is a predicted model, not a curated record. Gene Ontology annotation, molecular function: protein kinase activity; ATP binding. Gene Ontology annotation, biological process: protein phosphorylation.
UUUCUGAUUAUUUUCUAGGAGCUAGAGAUGUUUUAUCUUAUGUGAGAAGUCGGCCCAGAGAUGGAAAACUUUAUUCUGUAUGAGGAGAUUGGAAGAGGAAGCAAGACUGUUGUCUAUAAAGGGCGACGGAAGGGAACAAUCAAUUUUGUAGCUAUUCUUUGUACUGAUAAGUGUAAAAGGCCUGAAAUAACCAACUGGGUUCGUCUCACCCAUGAAAUUAAACACAAGAAUAUUGUAACUUUUCAUGAAUGGUAUGAAACCAGCAAUCAUCUCUGGCUAGUAGUGGAACUCUGCACAGGUGGUUCCUUAGAAACUGUUAUUGCUCAAGAUGAAAGCCUCCCAGAAGAUGUUGUGAGAGAAUUUGGGAUUGAUCUGAUUACUGGAUUACAUCAUCUUCAUAAACUUGGCAUUCUUUUUUGUGACAUUUCUCCUAGGAAGAUACUCUUGGAAGGGCCUGGCACAUUGAAGUUCAGCAAUUUUUGCUUGGCAAAAGUGGAAGGUGAAAAUUUGGAAGAGUUCUUUGCUUUGGUGGCAGCAGAAGAAGGAGGAGGUGAUAGUGGGGAGAAUGUCCUGAAGAAAAGCAUGAAAAAUAGAGUCAAAGGAUCACCUAUAUACACAGCACCAGAAAUUGUGAGGGGUACUGACUUUUCCAUCACGAGUGACCUCUGGUCUUUGGGCUGUCUGCUGUAUGAAAUGUUUUCAGGAAAACCUCCAUUCUUCUCAGAAAGUCUUCCAGAAUUAACUCAAAAGAUCUUAUAUGAAGAUCCAUUGCCACCUAUUCCAAAAGAUUCUUCUCUUCCUAAAGCUUCUUCAGAUUUUAUUAAUUUGCUUGAUGGAUUACUUCAGAGAGAUCCUCAGAAAAGAUUAACGUGGACAGGCCUUCUGCAGCAUUCAUUUUGGAAGAAUGCUUUCACUCGAGAAGAUCAGGAAUCGGGCACUGUGGAUUUCAGCUUCAGCAGAAACAUGAUGGAGUGUUCUGGGCCACAAGAUUCUAAGGAACUUUUGCAGAACCCUCAGAGUGGGCAAGCAAAAGGAUUGAAGAGUGGUCAAUGGCUAAGUCACUCUUUCAGACUAGAAAAUCCAACUGAUUUUCGACCUAAGAGUUCUCUUGGAGGCCAAUUGAAUGAAUCCAUGUUUCUUCUCAGUUCUCGUCCUACUCCAAGAACUAGUACUGCAGUGGGAUUAAGUCCUGAUGAGAAUGUGACUCAGAAUUCACCACAGAAGACUUCUCCUUUGACCAAGAUUACAGGUAGACACCUGAGUCAGCAGGACCUGGAAUCCAAGAUGCAAGAGCUUAUCUACACAGACUCAGAUCUUGUCAUCACCCCAAUUAUCGACAAUCCAAAGAUAAUGAAACAGCCACCAAUUAAAUUUGACCCCAAAAUAUUGCAUCUACCAGCAAAUUCAGUGGAUAAGUUAUUGUUUCUGAAAGACCAAGAUUGGAAUGACUUUUUGCAGCAAGUGUGCUCACAGAUUGACUCCACUGAGAAGAGCAUGGGGGCUUCCCGAGCCAAGCUGAAUCUCCUUUGCUAUUUAUGUGUGGCAGCUGGUCACCAGGAGGUGGCCACCAGGCUCCUCCAUUCCCCUCUGUUCCAAUUGCUAAUUCAGCAUUUGCGAAUAGCUCCAAAUUGGGAUAUACGGGCCAAGGUUGCUCGGGUGAUUGGUUUACUGGCCUCACACACAACUGAGCUCCAGGAAAAUACACCGGUUAUCGAGGCAAUUGCUCUCUUAACUGAAUUAAUUAGAGAAAACUUCAGGAACAGCAAAUUAAAACAGUGCCUUUUACCAACCCUUGGGGAGCUGCUCUACCUUGUAGCCACCCAGGAACUAAAAAAAAAGAACCCUAGAGAAUGCUGGGCUGUUCCCUUGGCUGCAUACACAGUGCUAAUGAGGUGCCUUCGGGAAGGGGAAGAACGUGUUGUGAAUCACAUGGCAGCAAAGAUUAUUGAAAAUGUCUGUACUACCUUUUCUGCUCAUGCCCAGGGCUUUAUUACAGGAGAAAUCGGACCUGUUUUAUGGUACCUAUUCAGACAUUCCACUGUUGAUUCUCUUAGGAUAACAGCAAUAUCGGCCUUGUGUAGAAUCACUCGCCAUUCUCCUACUGCCUUCCAGAAUGUCAUUGAGAAAGUGGGACUGAACACGGUAAUAAACUCCCUGGCCUCUGCCAUCUGCAAAGUUCAGCAGUACAUGUUGACCUUAUUCACUGCCAUGCUGUCCUGUGGGAUUCAUCUUCAAAGACUAAUCCAAGAAAAGGAUUUUGUCUCCACAAUUAUUCGUUUACUGGACAGCCCUUCAACUUGCAUUAGAGCAAAAGCUUUCCUGGUACUUCUGUAUAUUUUGAUUUAUAACCGUGAGAUGUUGCUGCUCAGUUGCCAAGCAAGGCUGGUGAUGUACAUCGAGAGAGACAGCAGAAAGACCACUCCAGGCAAGGAGCAGCAAAGCGGCAAUGAAUACCUGUCUAAAUGCCUGGAUCUUCUCAUCCGUCACAUCGUGCAGGAACUGCCACGAAUCCUGGGUGACAUUCUCAAUGCCUUGGCUAAUGUUUCUGGCCGAAAACACCCGUCAACAGUUCAAGUGAAACAGCUGAAGAUGUGUCUUCCCCUGAUGCCUGUAGUGCUUCACCUUGUAACUUCACAGGUAUUUCGACCUCAAGUUGUAACAGAAGAGUUUCUUUUCAGUUACGGAACUAUUCUUAGUCAUAUUAAAUCUAUAGACUCAGGAGAAACUAACAUAGAUGGAGCCAUAGGACUGACAGCAUCGGAAGAAUUUAUCAAGAUCACGUUGUCGACUUUUGAAGCAAUAAUACAGUAUCCUAUUUUGUUGAAAGACUAUCGCUCUACGGUUGUUGAUUAUAUCCUGCCACCCUUGGUCUCCUUGGUUCAAAGCCAAAAUGUGGAGUGGAGACUCUUCAGUUUGCGGUUGCUCUCAGAAACCACAUCUCUACUUGUGAACCAGGAGUUUGGGGAUGAUGAGGAGGAUGCCAAUGUUGAUUCUGACAGCAGUCUUCUGGCUCUCAUUAGAGAUGUCUUGCUUCCCCAGUAA